GUGCUGCUGGCUACUUUCACCCAACACCUUCUCGAACCCUUGUAUUGUUUGUGUUCAAGAAGUAAGCAAUCUACCCCAGGCUCCAUCGCACAUCAGCGGCUUGUUCGCACGGCCCGAUGGCGGCCCCUUCGGCCCAGGCCACCCUUACGCUACAAGACGCCUUCGAGCGGUUUGCGUCCACCGUUACGCCAGAAGACAAGCAAAUUUUUCAUAACACUCAACUCAAGGAUGUCCGGGAAGAAGCCAUGCGUAUCGAGCGGCAGCUCCGUGCUCGUCGCAUGCAGAGGAAUAUGGCGCGGCUUGAUCCAUUCCUACGAGGGAUGGAACACUACUCCAAGGUCGUUGAGGUGCUGUGCAAUGGCACACCUUAUCUUGCCUGGAUCUGGGCGCCAGUUAAACUCAUGCUUACUAUCGCGGUCGAUUCCAUUAGUGCUUUCGAAAAGUUGAUAGAAGCAUACGGCAAGAUCGCCGACAUGCUUCCUCGCCUAGACCGACUCAAUCAUGCACUUGCCGACGACCACAAUUUUCAGAAUGUCUUGGCUUUGGUCUACUCCGACAUCGUAGAAUUUCAUCGGCGAGCCUACAAGUUUGUGCGAAGAAAAUCAUGGACUAUCUUCUUUGGCUCAAUGUGGGCCGGCUUUGAAUCUCGAUUCAACGGGAUAUUGAAAAACUUGGCAUACCAUGGAGGGCUGGUUGACAAAGAAGCCGCUGCGGCGGAAAUCUCCGAAGCUGUGCGACGUAGCAAGGCUGACGACGAGAAGUGGGAGUAGCAAGAGCGCGAGUGGAAUGCUGCCAAAAUUCAGAAAGUUCUAGCUUGGCUUGAAACAAAUGAAACAUUUCAAGCCGACAUCCUCGAACGGUAUAUGGGAGACUACUUGCCGGGAAGCUGCGAGUGGUUUGUACAGCAUAACGAAACCCAAUUAUGGCUUGGAGAUAGCGCAAAGAAUUCUCUCCUGUGGCUUUGCGGGAAGCCUGGAGCUGGAAAAUCCAUGAUAUGCUCUAGUGUCAUCCAACAUGCAGAAGCGAAUACGGUUCACAUUUUCUACUACUUUUAUAGUUUCCUUGGAAGCCAUUCCAAUGGUCCCACCCGUCUGCUGCGAGCCAUCAUCUCGCAGGUCAUCCAGAAGCAUCAGGAUCUCGC
Molecule: messenger RNA, 1141 nt
Organism: Bipolaris maydis ATCC 48331
Lineage: Eukaryota; Fungi; Ascomycota; Dothideomycetes; Pleosporales; Pleosporaceae
Source: RefSeq, a predicted model, not a curated record